GUCACCUUCUACUCUAGCCAUUCAAAUAGCUCCGAAAUAUUCAAUGCUGUAGAAUAAUAUAUAGAAUGAAUUGUAUUUGAAUAAUAUUAUUGCAAAUUCUAUGCUCGCUGUACUUUUGCUUCAGUCUGAGUUGAAUCGGUUUAAUUUAAUAGUUCAAGUUGAGCUAGUUGCCUUGCCUCCUCUUACGUCGAAUUGUUUGCUCCGCUAAAUUGCUAUUUAUUACUCGCGAAGUAAAAAUCAAAAACUUACCAGUUUCAAAAUCUAUCGCAGCCGAUAAAUAUUUUCACUAUUUUCAGAUACUUAUUGCAUGGUGUGCACAAAAUUUCCAAUUGGUUUUUGGCCACAUUUUGGCUUUACUGCUUGAAAACUUUCCUCCCAAAUUAGCUUAUUUUAGAUUUUGCUUCUAUUGAUUUGGUUUGAUUACCUAAAAAUGAAGCAAAUUAUUAGCCACUCUUUAGCUUUACUGGUUCUUUUGGCUUUACUCUACGCAGUAGUUUUAGCAGUUCCUCCGGGAGGCAGCGGAUCCGGAGGUGAUAGCACGGCUACUCUAACGGAACUUGACUUGUCACUGACCAAAGCGCCAGUUGACGGAGAAUGUAUUCUGAAAAGCAAGUUGUCUUCAACUGUCGGCAAAUCAGACUCAGACACGAGCACGAUUUGUGCAGGAAUCGAAUGGAACACUACUUACAAAACUAACCUCCUCGGCCACCCGACAAACUCUUUGACAACUACUUUCUGGAUGGGAAAUUUCCAACCCCUAAUCGGACUCAAAUGUUCGAGUAACACAGAGCGCUUUCUGUGUUCGCUAGCACUGCCCAUAUGCACAAGACAACAACCCAAUCCCGCCGUGCCCAAUCCCAAGUCUUACAUCAUUCCACCCUGCAAGGAGCUGUGUCAGCAGGUGCAAUUCGGAUGCGAGGCCAGUAUGAAUGCAUACGGGUUCAACUGGCCCUACGAUUGUAACAUUUUCCCGAGCUCACCGUUCGAUGAAAAUGGGGCGGUGAAAAAUGCGAAAAACAUGUGCGUGCCGCCGAUGGAUAUGGAACACUCGGGACCUGCCGGAGUCGAUGAAAGUAAAACGGGAGGAACUGGAGGGGGUGGCAGUGCUGGGGGUUCGAACAAGCAGCCAGUUGACGACGGAAGUAAAAGCGAAAACGAAGACUUCAAAUGUCCGAAUAGGUUGAAAACUAAAAAGGAUUUAGGCUAUGUUUUCCUGGGCGCAAAAGAUUGCAGUGCGCCUUGCAAAGAGGUUCUAUUCUCAUCGAAAGACUACGAUAUCGCUCGGUACUGGAUUGGCGGCUGGUCGUUUGUUUGCUUCAUCUCGUCAUUGUUUACUUUUGCUACUUACCUAGUGGACCGAAGAAGGUUCAAGUAUCCAGAAAGACCAAUCAUGUUCAUGGCUUUCUGUUACGUCUUUAUUUCUUUCACCUUUUUCAUCGGCUUCUUCGGCCAAAAAUCCAUCAGCUGUUCUGCUGAUCAUCUUGCUCAGUCCCCGUCUAUAACCUCAUCUAACAGUGGCAGUGGCCGCAACUCAGCCCCACCUUCAGCAGAAAUCGUCUCACAGGGUCUAAAAUCGAACGUGCUGUGCGCUCUUUCCUUUUUUCUUCUUUACUACUGCCUAAUGGCCAGCUCACUCUGGUGGGUUGUGCUCACAUUUACAUGGUUACUGGCCGCCGGUCUCAAAUGGUCUCACGAAGCUAUAGAGAGAAAAGCGUUCGUGUUCCACGCAUUCGCUUGGGUCGUGCCCUUGUUUCUAACGCUUCUGGUGCCCUUUUUUCAUGGAAUCGAAGGCGACGACAUCUCGGGCACCUGCUUCACUGGAAUGCUCAACCCCAAAUUUACUCUUUACUUUGUACUGGCACCUCUCGUUGUUUCGCUGGCUAUUGGGUUCACAUUCCUUGUGUUUGGAUUUGUCUCUCUGUGUCGAGUGAGACACUUCAUUAAGAAGAACGGCGAUCGAACGGAUAAGUUGGAAAAAUUGAUGAUAAGAAUUGGAGUGUUCUCUUUGUUCUACAUGGCUCCUGCUAUUAUGCUUAUAAGCUGCUUCCUAUACGAGUACAAAUACAGAUUGAGUUGGCAGCGAAACUGGUGGCACUCCAACUGUGCUUCGUACCAGAAUGUGGGCGAAUAUGAAGAGUGCUUCUACUCACAGUCAUCACGAAGCGCAAUCCAGUCGGGAGGCUCCGAUUUCUUUUCGGAUCCAGGAACGAACUCGCGAACAACAGCCAAUUUCUACGUGUUCCUCUUUAGGUACUUUGUCACAUUGGCAGUCGGAGUCACGUCCAGUUUCUGGCUCUGGUCUAAGAAGACAUUUGACUCCUGGCGAAAUGUACUCUGCAUGAACUCAGUAUCGACAGCAGGUAGCAACAACCCGCUAUUUGCUGGCAACGCACAACAAGCAGUGGCAAUGUCUAAGAAAAUGACUGCGGUUAAUAGCCCUCAAGGAGGCGGAAACGGGGCACAAGGUGUCAACGGAGUUACCUCGAUCGUCAAUGCAACCAACCAUCCCGGUGCAUUGGGACGGAAAGCACAACUGAACACAGUUCCGGGAGCCGCAUUCGUCUAAAGGCGGCGCGACAAUGUUUCCUGGAGCAAUUUUGCGCAGUAGAUGGAGAGAAACGACUUGUAGCAAAAUUUAUCUGGGAACAUUUUGGAAGCUGCAAUUUGCGUCAGGUCACCGAAGCUUGAAAGCCGGGCGGAAAAAAUGGCACAAACUCUGAAAAACUCUCUAUAAACUGUAGUGUUUGAUUUGAAUUGUAAAAUAUCAGAUGAAAUCUGCUCAAUUUUAACAGGGUUACACACAAUCGAAAUAAUCAAUGUCAAGCGUGUGAUCGUUUUCAAAAAUUUUGGAAUGUAAAUAUUCCUGUUUUUAUCUCUUAGACGAAUGCAUUUUAGUUCACAAACAGAACAACGCUGCUCUAUUUCAACUUUUCGCUCUUUAUAGUUUAGAUAUUAGAUAACAAUACUAGACAAGACCACCAAUAACCAUACAAUGCCGAAUUUAACCGUCGAACAGACAAACCUUUCUUUUAAAUCUUGCUUACACGGAGAAAGCAAUAACAUUUGUAUUAUUACCUGUGUUAUGUUAAUUUUUUCAACUUGUCGGUAAUAAUUUAGUGGAAAAUGAUAAAACCAGAAUCAUUACUGCUGUUGGUGCUUUUUGUUUCAACUUGUUUUUCUUUUUAUUGGCGUUAAGAAAAAAAAGACUGGACGCACAGCUUUGCAUUAAUCUAAUAGCAGGAUAUUUGAUGUUGACAUUUUCCUCUGCAGUCCGUAAAAAACAAUGUGAUUUAUCUAUAUGUCUAUUUUUAUGCCUCCCCGAGAUAAGUUUCUUAUUUUUGAAUUGAAUAACUUAGGAUA
Symsagittifera roscoffensis is the source of this 3360-nucleotide messenger RNA. Its product is annotated as frizzled-2-like. Gene Ontology annotation, biological process: canonical Wnt signaling pathway; non-canonical Wnt signaling pathway. Lineage: Eukaryota; Metazoa; Xenacoelomorpha; Acoela; Convolutidae. Gene Ontology annotation, cellular component: plasma membrane. The record is from RefSeq and is a predicted model, not a curated record. The coding region runs from base 431 to 2566 and encodes 711 amino acids. The transcript has a single exon. Gene Ontology annotation, molecular function: Wnt receptor activity; Wnt-protein binding.